Molecule: messenger RNA, 1402 nt
Organism: Haliotis rubra (blacklip abalone)
Lineage: Eukaryota; Metazoa; Mollusca; Gastropoda; Lepetellida; Haliotidae
Product: ankyrin repeat and SOCS box protein 18-like
Exons: 5
Coding region: 1-642 (213 amino acids)
Molecular function (GO): protein binding
Source: RefSeq, a predicted model, not a curated record
AUGGAGAGUGCCAGGAUUCUACUAGACAAUGGUGCUGAACUGGAUGUGGAGGAUGAGAUCGGCUACACGCCCCUGAUGAGUGCAUGUCGACACAAGAAUAUUGUUGUUGCCCGUUUCCUCAUCCGGCAAGGAGCCAACAUCAACAAGACUACUGUCAAUGGUGUUUCUCCUCUUGCUCUUGCGAUAGGCCAUGAUUUGACAUCCCUUGUCCGUGAGCUGGUCCUAGCAGAUGUAAAAAACAUCAACACACCCGUGUUUGGACAUUUCAGCAACAUGUUAGAGCUGGCGCUGUGUCUUGAGUCGAACCCAGCAAUCUGUGAUAUCCUGCAUGCUGCCGGCACCUACCUCCGACACACGUUCUCCGAAGUGUCCCCGGAACUGUGUCCUCAGGAUUACUUGAACAUCCCCCAUUGUCUCGGUGUCUACAAGCCCUAUGUUUCACUCAGUCUCAAUGGGAUGUCGUGGGCCGAGUUCCUCGCUGAGCUCAACAUGAAACUGGACAUUGAUAAAUACAGAAGUCCACUUUCACUGCAGCUGCGAUGUGGCCAGUUCCUCAGGUGGCAUUUCAGUAAUGAUUGUCGGGAGAUCCGUCGGCUGCCUCUGCCAGAGACCAUUAUUAAUGGAGUGCUGUUACUGGCAUGAUGUUGUCACACUUGUAGCCAGGGCCUGCCAAGCGCACAAAUACACCUAAGCUGGACAAUGUCUACCACACACAUCACAGUGGUCUCUUUAAGUGCGGAAUUGGUUUAAAGGGAAUCCUCUUUAUAGGGAGGUACGGGUGUCCCGUGGUUGUUUCCUAGAUAUAGGGUGGAACAGGUGCUUUGUGAUUGUUGUCAUCUCCUUAUGAUCAGGAGGUAAAUGUUGGCCUGUGGUCUUCUCCUUAUGAUCAGGAGGUAAAUGUGGGCCUGUGGUCAUCUCCUUAUGAUCAGGAGUUAAAUGUGGGCCUGUGGUCAUCUCCUUAUGAUCAGGAGGUAAAUGGGGGCCUAUGGUCAUCUCCUUAUGAUCAGGAGGUAAAUGUGGGCCUGUGGUCAUCUCCUUAUGAUCAGGAAGUAAAUGUGGGCCUGUGGUCAUCUCCUUAUGAUCAGGAAGAGGUAAAUGUGGCCCUGUUAAUAUGGCCUUGUAAUCCUACAUUCAGGAGUCAGUGUCAGCCAAUGGUUGCCUACUUUGGUUAUCUCAGCCAGAUAUGAUUUUGAAUUGACAUUGAGCCAAUGAUAAUAGGAAUUAGUUAUGUUCACACAGAAAGAACCCUUCCAUAGAAAUAUCAUGAUACAUUUUUACAACUUAAUAUAAAACAGUUGUUAGUUGUGUGUCUACGAUGGUAAUGGUCUACAAGACUAAACCAACCAUACGUGUGUGUGUCUAUAUGUGUGUGUGUGUUGGAUUAGGGGCGGUGGGGUAGCCU